AUGCUUAGAUCAGAAGAUGAAAUGCAGUUUUGUCUUGGUAAAAUACCUGCGUUUAUAUGUCGAUUGAAUUGCCCAGGAUAUCACAUAUGCUUAGAUGGAUUAUGUAGAUGUAUCAACGAAGAUACUUUGGCUGUAAUACCUGAUUCCAGAGAUGAUCAAUUUGUUAAUUCGAACAGAUUUAUAGAUUACACCGCAAGGUUGGACAACAAUCGUAAAGAGAAAAAACGAUCUAACAAGGUUGAAUCGCGACCUGCUCUCCGUCACCACAUAGCUCACUUCUGUCCAAAUUUAGACGAUGCCAGAGUUUGCAUCAGAACUUGCAUGAAGACGGGAAAGCCAGCGUUCUGUGGCAAAGAUCACAGGUGCUACUGCGGCCAUAAAUAUUCUGCACACUCUAAAGAUACGCCACAAGAUGCUAACGCGACAUAUGCUCAGUUCAAAGAUAUGUAUGAGAAAUAUUUCGGGAAAGAAAUAGAUUCAGAUUACUUCUUCGGUGGCGAUACGCUUAGAUCAGAAGACGAUUUGCAAUUAUGCCUGCAUAAUGUACCUGCCUAUAUAUGCCAUUUGAGCUGCCCCAGAUAUCACAUAUGUUUAGAUGGAACGUGUAGAUGUGUCGAUGCUGUUACUUUGGCUGUAAUACCUGAUUACAAAAACGGAAAGAAACGAUCUAAUAAGAUUAAAACGCGACCUGUUCUCCGUCACCAUAUAGCUCACUUCUGUUCAAAUUUAGACGUCGCUAGAGUCUGUAUCAGAAAUUGUAUGAAGAUGGGAAAGCCAGCGUUCUGCGGCAAAGAUCACAAGUGCUACUGUGGCCAUAAAUAUUCUGCACACUCUAAAGAAACGCCACAAGACGCUGACGCAACAUAUUCCCAGUUCAAAGACAUUUAUGAGAAGUAUUUCGGGAAGGGUUACGUACAUAAUCAAAAUAUAUAG
Molecule: messenger RNA, 933 nt
Organism: Diatraea saccharalis (sugarcane borer)
Lineage: Eukaryota; Metazoa; Arthropoda; Insecta; Lepidoptera; Crambidae
Source: the annotation of a GenBank genome assembly